Messenger RNA from Cyprinus carpio (common carp), 5084 nucleotides. RefSeq names its product lysophosphatidylcholine acyltransferase 1-like. Lineage: Eukaryota; Metazoa; Chordata; Actinopteri; Cypriniformes; Cyprinidae. The record is from RefSeq and is a predicted model, not a curated record. Gene Ontology annotation, molecular function: calcium ion binding.
UUGUGGCGUGAGCGGAGGAGGAGCGGCCCGCGCAUGCGCACCGCGGCAGGAUUGAUUCUUCUUCCACUCCAUGACAUCCAGCGGGACUGAGCGACUACUGCUGCGCUGUCGACAAAUACAUGCUCCGCCUAAUCCCGCAGCCCUCCCCGAGCUCCGGCACCGCUAGACAAUAACGCGCUCGAGGCCGACGCACGCAGACGGUGACGGUAAUUGAUCGGGGUUCGUCGAGGAUGAGACUGAUCGAGACGCGUGCGGAUGGAGAGGAGAAGCGCGAGCUGCCGCCUCCGUUCAGAAACCCGUUCGUGCAUGAGCUGCGGUUCACGGCGGCGCAGAAGCUGCAGAUCGGUCUGAUGACGGUGACGCUCUUCCCCAUCCGGCUCUUCAUAGCGGCGUUCAUGAUGCUGCUGGCCUGGCCGUUCGCCUUCAUCGGUUCGGUGGGCCGCUCGGAGACGGCGGUGGAGCCGCAGUGCUUGUGGAGAAAGCUGGUGGACGUGGUGCUCAGGACCAUCAUGCGGGUCAUGUGGUUCGCCGGCGGUUUCCAUUGGAUCAGCAUUAAGGGCAGACAGGCUCUGCCCGCCGAAGCACCCAUCCUCACCCUCGGCCCACACUCGUCCUACUUCGACGCCAUUCCUGUCACCAUGACCAUGGCUUCGAUCGUGAUGAAAGCGGAGAGCAAAGACAUCCCGGUGUGGGGCACUCUCAUCAAAUACAUCCGGCCCGUGUUCGUGUCGCGCUCGGAUCAGGACUCCAGGAGGAAGACGGUGGAGGAGAUCAAGAGAAGAGCUCGUUCAGGAGGAGACUGGCCACAGAUAAUGAUCUUUCCAGAAGGGACGUGCACCAAUAGAACCUGCCUGAUUACAUUCAAACCAGGAGCGUUCAUUCCUGCGGUUCCUGUACAGCCCGUCGUGAUCCGCUACCCAAACAAACUGGACACCAUCACGUGGACGUGGCAGGGGCCCGGAGCGUUUAAGAUCCUGUGGUUGACUCUGUGUCAGCUUCACAAUGAGUUCGAGAUCGAGUAUCUGCCCAUUUACUCGCCCUCAGAGGAGGAGAAGAAGAACCCAGCGCUCUUCGCUCACAACGUGCGCCGCUUGAUGGCAAAGGCCCUGCAGGUCCCCGUCACAGACUACUCGUAUGAAGACUGUCAGCUAGCCAUGGCGGAGGGUCAGAUCCGGCUGCCCGUCGACACGUGUCUGCUGGAGUUCGCUAAACUGGUGCGCAGUCUGGGGCUGAAGCGUGUGAACUCGGAGAAGCUCCUGCAGGAUUAUGGGAAGCGCGCUCGUAAACUGCAGGGUCAGAGACUGAGUCUGGAGGAUUUCUCCCAGUUCCUCGAGCUGCCCGUGUCAGACGAGCUCAGACACAUGUUCGCUCUCUUUGACGAGAAUGAAGACCACUCGAUGGACGUCCGGGAGUUUGUGAUCGCCUUCUCUGUGGUGUGUCGGCCAGCAAAAACACUGGACACCAUCAGGCUGGCCUUCCAGAUGUUUGAGGCCGAGGAGGACGGUGCGAUCACGGAGAACGAGCUGAUGUGCAUCUUGAGGACAGCGCUGGGCGUCGGAGAGCUCAAAGUCAGCCGUCUGUUCAGAGCCAUCGAUGAAGAGGACUCGGGCAAAAUCAGCUUCGAGAGCUUCAGGGAGUUUGUGGAUCAGCAUCCAGACUUCGCCGAGCAGUACCUCUACUCAGACAACGCAGGCUUCGGCAGCAGCUCCCCGUCCCACGCCGCCAACGGCUUCUGCGCCGACUUCAGCCCGAGCGAGCAGAAGAAACUCGACUGAGCGCCGCUGCAACGUUUACUUCCUGCUGUCCGUGACAUUUGAUUGGUUCCUGUACGCUUGCUGGUUUUCUCUUCCCCUCAGCAUCACUUCAGAAUCACUAUUUUAAAAGCAAAUUGAAGGGAAUUUGUGUUUUGUUUUUGGGUCAGAGAAAAACUUGAAAGCCAAGCACUUAUUUCAUUUCUCAUUGUGUGUGACUGAUACUGACCGACUGUGCAUGUUUUUGUAAUACGGGAUGAAAAUGUCCGGUCAGUGAUGAAUGCAAGUGGUUUCCUGCUCUCUCAUUCAGUCCCUCACACCACGUCUUUUGUUUUCCGUCUUUCACGACUGUAGAUGCCUUUAUGAAUUCGUAAGUGAGUAUUUGCAUGGGCUCGAUGCUUGAUAACAGUAUUACUCAGUAUUUGAUCUGAUCGUUGAGCGCCAGUGACAGAUACCUGAGCUCUGUCUCCUCCUGCUGGACGGACUGAGCAUCAGAUUUGAGGUGCAACAUACGACUGGAUUCAGUGCUGGUCUGAAUCAGAAUGAGCCGGUUUUAUUAUAUUAUUAUAUCUCCUGAUUCCUUAAUAUUUCGUCCCUUCGCUCAGGGGAAAGCGGCUAAUGGUGUUUGUUUUGGGUGUGUGCGUGUGUUUUUGUUUUUCUCAUCCUUCUGUACAGUCAGUUGCACAUUUAUGAAUUCUGCAAAUCCAAUAAUCAUUUCAUGAUCACUUCGAAAUCAGCUGAUUUUUUUUUUUUUCAUUUCAUUUUGAUUUACUUCAGGUACUGAAAUAAACUGCUUAAAUCUUACAUCAAUAUGGACCAAAUACAGAAUAAUGACUGUGGUUUAGUUAGCGAGUCAGGAAUCUGAUCAAUGUUAUUCAUUAGAUAUAGUCAAUAACAGAGCGUUUACCUUUUGAUAAGCAUAUUCCUGUAUUUUUCUAUUUUUCACUCACACAGGCAAGUGAAAAAUUGGCUUCAAGUCCAAUAAAGUGGCUUAUUCCAAUAUUAUAGUACAUUUUUAUCUGCAUUUUACGUCAAGUAAAGUCUUCCUCUCUUUCUUUGAGCUCCGGUUUCUUCACACGAACAAUCAGAUUCUGACCGAGGUCACUCUGAAUCCCUAAUGAAUGAUGUUUUGGGGUAAAUGGAUGAUUUGUUUUCAUGCAUUCGGCUUAAACACACCCCGAGUGAAUAAAUGCACUGCCUGAUGUGAUUGAACACAAAUAUCGAAUCACUAAUUUUUUUUAUUUUUUUUUUUGAACCAUGCAAUAAGGCCAAAGUUAAGCGAUAUGCAGUUAUUUUCUUAAAGUUUGGUCUUAAAUUUGAUUUACCACAAAGAUUUCAAAAGUUGUCAGGGUUUAUUUUGCUAAAAGAUACUGUUAUUAUGUUUCUAAGAUUUGUUUAUGGUCGAUGAGCUAAUGUGAAGAUGCAGGUUUGAUCAGUUUAGUCUCCUCAACAUUUCACCAACACCUCAGACUUCUGCGUUUAUUACGUCUGAGAUGUUUGAUUCACACUUUAGUUUCUAGUGAAAUCUGGUAGACCCUGGACAGGACUUCACUGUCACUUCUCAAUUCAACUCACAUUUUUUGGCAAAGCAAUAUUUUAUCGAUGUCACUACCUUUUUAAAAACAAUUUCUGAUAUGUAUUUUGAAAAUUCCGAGUGCUGGGCAUUUUGUGAAUUUUGAUAUACAUAAAAGAAUUUCCUCUCACUGCCAUGACAGAUUUGUGAUCUAAAGUGUUAUUUUCAGAUUGACCUGGUUAACUAGUACGACCAGCUUCUGUCUUUCUACACAUUCUGUGAUGUUUUCCUUGCUGAUGCCGCUAUGUAUGUAAUUAUUAUGGUUAUUUUUUUUUUUUUUCCAAAACACAGAUUUCACAAAGAUUAUUGUUGGCCUUGAAUUUCAAUGUAAUUGUAAUGAUGAAAAGAGAAUGUAUUGACAAUCCAUCACAAUCAGCAGUCAAAAGCGCAUCAUAUUUGAGUGGCGAUAGUCUCAAACAGGAAGUGGUGAGAGGUGGAUCUGGAGCCUGAUGUACAGAGUCUCUGUGCUCAUGAUGGCACCGGUCUCCAGCUCAUCUCAGUCCAUGCUUUCUCUUCUUUUUUCUAAAUUCUGAUGCGUAUUUACUCGUGCUGGCACUUUAGAUUUUUAAGCUUUCUUUUCAUGAAUCCUCUGACAAAUGUGAAGGUUUGCUGGUGUUUAUGUGGACGGUUACUAUGUUACAGUGAUCAGUUUCUGUGUUACAGUUAAGUGUUACUGUGUUACAGUGAUUUGUUACUGUUACCGUAAUCAGUUUCGGUGUUACAGUGAUCGCUUUCUGUUUUACAGUAAUUGGUUACUGUGUUGCAGUGACUGGUUACAGUUAUCGGUUUCUGUGUUACAGUUAACUGCUACUGUGUUACAGUGAUUGGUUUUUGUGUUACAUUUAACUGUAACAGUGUUACAGUGAUUGUAACUGUUACAGGUUACAGUGAUCAGUUACUGUGUUACAGUGGCUUUUGAUAUGAACCCAUACAGAUGAUAUUGUAUUGUGCAGAAAGGGAUUGUGGGUUUGCUCUGUAUCUGAUGGGGUUGCAGUUCUUGGACAUUGGACUUUUUUUUUUUGAUUAUGAUUUUAUUUUUGUAACAAACACAUUUACCCCAAAUUCAUAUUAUCAUAAUGAAGCAAAGUGUUAUUUCUGUGAAGAAAAUAAAAUGUGAUGCUUUUCAAUUAAACAAUCAUUUUAUUGGUGUUUUAAAUUAUGCUAAUGAGAAUAACAACACAAACAGUCAGAUGUAUAUUAAAUUGUCAUGAAAAUGUCAGCUCAAAGUAUCUUAAUGGUUUCAUUUGCUUCAGUGGCCAGAAUAUUAUUGAAUAAAAGCAUAAGUAAUGAUCAGAAAUGUGUGAUCUGAGCAAACCUUAGUCUCCUUUCUCACGGUCAGAAGCGCUGAUUUAAGAUGGAAAGAGUUUUGUUUUUCAUUGUUUUCAUCAGUCUUGUAGUAUAAUGAAAUGAGGACCCAGCAUCUCUCUGGUGUUUUUUUCAGUGUAGAGUUUAUUUGAAAUACCUCACAGAAGACCUGCUCUCCUCUGUGUUCGUAGAGGUUCGUGUAUUUAUUUCUCUGGUGUCUGUGACGCAUGUCUAACACUGAGCUGAAGAAGAUAGGCUGAACUCCUCCAGGUCAUGGGUCUUUCUGAUGGCUCUUCUGACACUCGUCCGGCUGAAGUAGAUCUUUUCUAUUUUGCCCUGACUUUUAUUUUGUAAUGUAUCGAGUCAUUUUUACAAGAUUCCUGGGCUUGUCUGUUUUGACUGCUAUGAAAUGACUUGUCAUUCUGACUCUAAUAAAAAAGGGACACUUGAGCACA